Messenger RNA from Closterium sp. NIES-65, 966 nucleotides. NCBI's taxonomy places the organism in Eukaryota, Viridiplantae, Streptophyta, Zygnematophyceae, Desmidiales, Closteriaceae. The record is from the annotation of a GenBank genome assembly.
AUGUCCGGCGUCUCUGUUGCACCUGCUGCCAAUGCUCACUGUGCUGUUCGCUCGCAACAGACCAAGCGCGAUGCUGCUGCCCGACUUGCUGUUCGUAGUCACCUGCCGUCUGCUGAGCGCGCGCACUUUGGCCAAUACAAGACCGCUAGGACUCUGUACGACGCUGUUGUUGCGCGCUACUCUUCCCCUGCCACUGCUGCCCUUAGCUGCCUCACGCUGUCGUACCUGGACCACUUCCUCUCCCUUUGCCCCACCACGCUCACCGUUGACCUCCUUGAGGAGCGCCUCCUUGCAGCUGACAAGAGUAUAAUCGCUGUAGGAGCCUCUCGUGGUGACCCUCGUGCCUCUUUCUUUGAGGGGUGCUCCCUCGUUCCCCUUUUGCCUUCUGUUGCCUCUGCUACUGCUGUCGACCUCGUUGGCAACGAGUCGGUCGACGCUGCGUCUGCUCCUAGUGGGAGGCGCCACAGCGGCAAGAGCAAGGGGGGAGGUGGGGGUGGUGGCGGAGUGGGGGCUUCGGUAGCGGAGGUGGGGGUGGAGGCGGCGGCGGCAGCGGCAGUGGAGGUGGCGGUGGUGCUGGUCAAAGUGGCGCUAUGCAGCGUGGAGGCUUUGGUGGUGGCCACCGCCAGCAGAAGCAGCGUUCUCGUGAGACCCUGUCGCCCCAGGAGCUUCGUGAGUGGUACGCUGGGCGUGGGAGGUCUGGGGGUGCUGGUCCCUGGGCUUACAUUCUCCGCACCGUCGAGCGCAGUGGGGAGACGUGCGGAGGGCCGCACGCCACGCAGCGCUGUCUUGUCGGGGGUUGCUGUCUUUGAUCUUGAUUAUGAUGCUAUCCUUGCUGCUAUGUAUGCUGUGUCUAUUAGUGCUGAGGGUGACUGUUACCUGUGUGUUCCGCCCGACCCGGGCAUUGAGGCUGCUGCUCUAGGUGCUGGUCAGUCUGCUGCCCCAGGUACUGGUGAGUCUGCUCUCUAA